UCUAAUGUGAAACCAUAUCCUUCCUUUUUUCCUUCAUAUCCAUACACAACUGUCAGUGUUUAUUUUGUGACAGAGUUAACAUGUUGACUGGAAGUGUAUUAUUAUAGGUGAUGACAGCAUUUGAAGACCUGGCUGUGUACUUUACAUGGGAGAAUGGCAGAAAAUGAACAAUGCUCAGAAAAUCCUGUACAGAGAUGUGAUGCUGGAGACCUACAGCAGCCUGUUCUCCUUGGGGCACUGCAUUACCAAACCUGACUUGAUCUUCAAGUUGGAGCGAGGAGAAGAGCCAUGGAUGGUGGAUGAAUGCUUGAAUCAGAGCCUUUCAGUUCUUACAGGUCUCACCCCCUGGAGAGCCACCAGCAGUGAGACACUGGAGACCUUUCACAGAGAUCACUCUGCAGCCUGUGUGGAUAGCAACCUGAAAUGCCAAACCCUGGACCCAGUCUCUGAAAGCUGACCCUCUACAAACCAACUUCAGCACCUUUCCCUGAACAAGCCAUUCAUAGAAAGAUCCUCUUCAGAUGGGCUACAGCUUAAAUGGAAGGGACCUUACCAGGUGCUACUGAACAUGACUACCUCAGUAAAAUUAGGAUUAAUGUCUACCUCUCAAGUCCUCACAGGUGUACUCAAAAGAUAUGCCUGAUUAUUCCUGUAAGCCAGAGAUCUUAAGCAAAAAGAAAAG
Molecule: messenger RNA, 682 nt
Organism: Oryctolagus cuniculus (rabbit)
Lineage: Eukaryota; Metazoa; Chordata; Mammalia; Lagomorpha; Leporidae
Source: RefSeq, a predicted model, not a curated record